Molecule: messenger RNA, 1170 nt
Organism: Symbiodinium sp. CCMP2456
Lineage: Eukaryota; Dinophyceae; Suessiales; Symbiodiniaceae
Source: the annotation of a GenBank genome assembly
AUGGUAGGGCGGCAAGCUGGGACGGUGAAGCGAAGAGCUCGAGACUUGACGAAAGCGACGAAGGACAUACCUCCGGAAGUGGGAAGAUCCCACGGUACAGGCGGAUUGGCACAGAAGUAUGAGCAACUCUGGAAUCUUCUAGCCGACCGCGAGCCAGCCAGUGUGGAUAUCCCUCCAGAGUUGCACGAAGUUGGACCGCCGACACCUCGACCCGCUUGGCAAGAGUUGGGAAGGUUGGUCACGGCAUUCGAGACACCAAAGUCACUACAUGGCGACAAGUGGGUGACAAUCCGCCUGGAUGGCUGCAUGUUUGGUACUCUGACCAAGCGCAUCAGAGAGGCUGGUUUGAUCGGACCGGGCUAUUCGGAUGACCUCGGUGAAAUCAUGCAGCUUUGCUGCCGAGCCAUGCUGGAUGAGUUCAAAGGCAACUUAGCUUACACCCACAGCGACGAGAUGACGAUUUUGCUCACCCCACGUCUCACAACAGCCGCUGGAGCGGCACGGGACUGGCCUCAUGGGGGCCGGGUCCAGAAAUGGCUGAGCAUCGGUGCCAGCGUCGUCACCGCCUUGUUCAAUCGCAAGUUAGCACAGAUGGCAGAGGAGCGUGGGCUGCAGCUCCCUGACGACAUCAUUGCACAUUUCGACUGCAGAGUGGGAGAGUUCGAUUCUUUACAGGAUGCCCUUGCCUUGAUGCUGUGGCGUGCCUUUGAUUGCAGCGUCAAUUGUGUCCAAGAUGGCGCACAUCAUGCCGGUGCUCCGAUAGAGGUGGUUCGCAGCGAUUUCUCUGAAAAGCUUAAAUGGCUUCACAAAGCUGGGCUGUUGCCUUUGAAGCCUCAUCAGGCCUACGGCAGUUUGUUUGUCCGGACCAUGGGUGAGUUUGACGCCCUGGUCCCGAGCACGAACGAAACGGUCAGGGUAACGAGACGUGUGAACGUCAAGGUGAAUGACGGUGCACACGGUCCGCGAAACCUCCUUUUGCUUCCCAGAUAUAACAUGUCCUUCCGGCCCUCCGAUGGCGACCCUCGCAUGGAGCUGCGAAACGGCAGCUUUUGGCGCUAUGCCGGUCCUUCUGGCACCGGACAGGAGAGCAAUCGCGAGGAUGAUUCAAGAGAUGACAGGAAACGGAGACGCGGCCGAGGGCGAGGGCGGGGGCGAGGGCGGCGAUGGUAG